CGCACGUAGUACUCGUAGAUUUCGCAACGGUCUGUCGGUCAAAGUCCACGCCGCACACACACACACGUCGUACGGAUUGCAAAACAGGAAACAGAGAUUCUUGCUAACACAAAAAUAAGUGCGGUCAAUGUUAUUCAGAUGUUUGCUAUCACUGGACAAGCCAUUUCUCCACAACCUUCUGCAGAAAGAAUUACACCAGAAGUCGACGACAGAAAUACAGAAAGCCUGCAAGUCGAACUUGAAGAAGCUUUUGCUUUAGAAGAAAACAUACAGCUGGAAGAGUUCCCAGAGGUAGGAGAAACUUCACAGCCGGACGAAAUCCAAGCGGAAGAAGAAGAAAAUUUCGAGCCUGAGAUUGAGAUUGAGACAAAGACUAACAUGAGUGAAGUAAUCAUGGAGCCCGUUGGAUCUGGUCCAGGGAAUGUUGUUGUUUGUGAUGGAAGUAAUGCUGACAGUGCUGGCAUCAUCACCCGUGUCACCAGCAUCCCUGUUGUCAGCUCCACCCUCGGACAGGUGUCUAAUAUGUACACCUGGACCAAAGAGAGCAGCCAAUUUGCCAACACUGCCCUUGGAUACGCCGAGAAGUCUGUAUCCAUGGCAGCAUCCACUGCUCAGCCAGUUGUAAGCGCUCUGGACAAGCCAAUUACAAUGGUGAAUGAUUUCGCUUGUCACACACUGGACAAGCUGGAAGAGAAGGUACCAAUGAUCAACACGCCAACUGAAGAGUUGUUGACUAACCUCCAAGAUGGCACUAAGGCAGUGUAUGACAACACCAAGCAGAAGGGUGUUGAUGGAGUGAACCGGUUCAUGGGUACUCCAGUAGGCAAAGCUGUCACCAUGGGCAUCGAUACCGCUCUGGCUGUCUCUGAGUACGCUGUGGAGUAUUGCCUGCCAGCCGAUGAGACUGAGGAAACGGGUGAGAAAAAGAUUGAAUUUGAGGAUGAGAUGGAAGACGAUGAGGUCAUGGAGAAGGAGGCUCCUACUGCUGUGAAGCGCGUUGAGAUCCUCACCAACAAGCUGCGUCACCGCAUCCACAAGAAGGCGCUGUUAAACAUCCGCUUUGCCCAGAAACGUAGCCAGGAGACCAUUGAGAAACUGCACUUCACUGUAGACUUGAUUGAUUAUGCUAAGGCCAGCAUCGACAGUGCCAAUCAAUCCAUUGUGUCUACAGCUGGAGAUGCAAAGGAGAAGCUCUGGACGACCUGGAAUGAUUGGACGACCACCGAAGGAGAAGAAGACAAAGGUGCCGAAGAUGAAGAAGUCAAAGAUACGGAGGGUGAUCAGAAGACCCUAGCCAUUGCUCGUAGCCUUGCCAGGCGCCUCCGUGGUAUUACAGAGAAUGUCGCAUCCUCCGUUGUUCUCCUCCCGCAGCAAUUCCGUGAGAAGGUCCAGGAGACUAGGAACCUGGCUGAUUCCUUGCACCGUUCCUUUGAAGAGGCCCAGACUCUCAGCGAUGUUUCAGCGGGCCUGAUGACAACCUGUAGAGACCAACUGAAUAAUUUGUCUCAAGCGUCCAUCCAACUGGCAGAUUAUGUCAUUAAUUCCUCACCGCUCCAGUGGCUGAUCCCAAGCGAGUUACCCAACAUUGAGAUGGAAGGCCUGGAGUUUGACUACAUGAUAGGCUCAGACCAAAACGACGUGGACCUCACCAGCGACUCAAGCGAGUUCUAGUUUUAACCCUUGGGACUUCUACAAAACAUCACAAGUCACCUUAUACAACAACCAAGCCUUGCACUUCCUACACUUUAACCAGUGGGCUGUUAACACUGCACUCUUCACGGUGGCGCACUGAGUGACUAACGAAGGUUCUAGCAGUAUUAACAAAGGGGCUGCACCUUGUUUGCUUAUUGUUUGAACAUCUGACAAUUCUGGAAUUAUUCUCAUUUGAUUCACAGGAGGAGGAAUGACGGCAAAUGGAUUUCAGACAACAUAGCCCUCAUAACUGACUGUGCAAGUCUUGUGUGGAGUCAAAUAUUUUUGGGACCACUUUAGUCCCACAUACAUUGCUUUAACUUGUGAAAACAAAAAUUAAUGCAUUUCAGUUUGUCCCAAUGUCUGGACACACCCAAGACUUGCACAAUCAUUAAGGACACAAUGCCCCCUAAGUUGCUUAAAGUAACCAUGUAACCACCUAGUUUACUACGUAGAAUAAGACACCAUAUCAUCAACCAAUGGGAGACAUUUUGAGGGGUGGUCUUCAGACAUUCAACUCUUUCAGUACCCACUUUUUGUUGCCAUUUUGGAUCUGGUUUGCCAAGCUUUUUUUAAGUUUUUGAAAUUCUGUGUAACGUUUAAUACUUCUAGCCAAACAAAAAUGUUUCUUGCUGAUUUGUGUUGCCCUGGUACAUUUCAAAGUAAAGUGUUAAUUCAUUUUUGGUUUUAGCCCCCAAAAUGAAUAUUUUUUAUCCUGAUACAGAUUUUACACCUAUCAUGUCUAUUCAAAAUAUUUCUUGAGUGAUAAUGCCCACUUGUGGAAACAUUUUUUUUAUGUUGUACAUGUACAUGUAUCAAAGAUUGUACAAUAUAUAAUAAAUGGCACUUUCAGAACACAUAAAAUAGAUCAUACUUGUACAAUAUGGCGCUGAAAGAGUUAAGUGGCUGCAGUUAAAGGAACAUGUUACCUUGGAUCGGACGAGUUGGUCUAUAAAAAGCGUUAGUAAC
Molecule: messenger RNA, 2661 nt
Organism: Asterias rubens (European starfish)
Lineage: Eukaryota; Metazoa; Echinodermata; Asteroidea; Forcipulatida; Asteriidae
Product: perilipin-2-like
Exons: 11
Coding region: 139-1671 (510 amino acids)
Biological process (GO): lipid storage; positive regulation of triglyceride storage
Cellular component (GO): lipid droplet; cytosol
Source: RefSeq, a predicted model, not a curated record